Messenger RNA from Histoplasma mississippiense, 873 nucleotides. RefSeq lists its product with no specific name. The coding region runs from base 1 to 873 and encodes 290 amino acids. Lineage: Eukaryota; Fungi; Ascomycota; Eurotiomycetes; Onygenales; Ajellomycetaceae. The record is from RefSeq and is a predicted model, not a curated record. The transcript is spliced from 7 exons.
AUGGAUGCUCUCGUCCGAUGUUGCCAGCAUGUUAUUGCUGAAAAUAUCUUUGGCCUUUCCCACGCCACCUUGGAUUGCUCCCCCAGCAUGACCGUGGAGGGGUUCAGUAAUGCUGUCCUGGCUCCUGAUGCUGAGAGACAAGGCUAUGACAGACUCUCGCCAUUUGCCGUUAGUGGUGAAGGGGGAAGGAGCGUUGAUCGACUGUCCUUUGGAGGUGGAAGAUCUAGUUCGCGGGUGCGAGCAAGCGUGCUUGAUGACCGCAAGGUGGUCAAUGUCGUCAUUGCCAAAAAUUUUGACCAGGCUCCGGAUCACAUUCAACUACUAACACUCGAUCUCAUUCGUACAAAACGGAUCUAUACGCGGACGUCUUUCCACAGCGUGCCGAUGGCCUUUCUUUUUAUUCCACUUAUUGAAUCCAAGCCCCAAGGACUCGCCUCCUCCUUAAAUCUCCAUUUGAAUGACCACAUUUUCAUGUCGUAUUACCAUGAUCCCCAGAAUGGGUUGAUGAAUCUUGAAGAAAGUAGUGGGUGGUUGUCUGAUGAUCAAGGGUCGAUAUCCUCUGUCAUUCGAAAGCCCAGCCUAGUGCUAUCCAAAGAGCCUAAUGAGCCCUAUUUAAUUCGCGAAGAGCAUAUCAAUGCGCUACGGGAACUUAGCGAUAAUGUGACGUUUUCUGCGGAGAUAAGCAGCUACCUUCAAGAUAUUAUCAUUGCUCUCCGGAUGAAUCGGGGAGUGGCUGGUGGUCUGACUCCUAUCUCCACUCGCCAUUUCCAGUUACUUGCCCGUACGCUGAAAGCUGUUGAUUUAGUAUUGGCGGAUGCUUCCCCGGAAUCGAUCAUCGAGCAGGUCUUGGAGGGUGUCGAAGCACCUUUAUGA